Molecule: messenger RNA, 666 nt
Organism: Mycena indigotica
Lineage: Eukaryota; Fungi; Basidiomycota; Agaricomycetes; Agaricales; Mycenaceae
Exons: 1
Coding region: 1-666 (221 amino acids)
Source: RefSeq, a predicted model, not a curated record
AUGCCUAACCUUACCUGUGUUGUCGUGGAGUUGGAUGUUGUCUUGCCCCGCGAAUUGCUCUCCACACUUGCCGUCAUCCAGAGCUUGACUCGACUUGACAUCCACCAACUGCGCCUGGAGUCCUGGACGGACCCAUACCUCUUCAUCUUCUUUUCCCCUCGCUUUCUCGGCUCGUGCUUCGCAUUGCAGGAGACGCAGGCGCAUACCGCGAAGAGAAGGCCAAUGUCUUUUCACUUUUACGAGCGGUCUGCGGGAACCUCACGCAGCUGUUGCUGUCCGGCGAUCUGUUUUUCUGCUCAGUUCUCUCAGCUUGAGUGGAACCGUCUCAAAUCCUUCACUAUCACCGACCAUCCACCGGCCCCAAGUAUUGCUCUUCACCUGCUGGUCGGCAACAUGCGCCGCCUUGCCAUUCUCGAGCUUCUCUUCGCGCCUCAUCUUGCGAAAAAUCAACUUCCUCCAUUCUUCGUCGACUAUGUGGACAAUAGUCUGAGCUAUCGACAUUUGCGUGCUCCAACCUCGAUGCGGGCGACCCUAUAUUCCAGCACCUUCCGACUACGCUUCGAAAUCCUCGUCUGCUCACCUACACCCUACGAUCGGCGAAUGAAAUGGCAUUAUGACGAAUCCCAAAUGCUUGGUUUUUUUUGGCGAAUACGUUCUAGCAAUUGA